AUGCUGACGGAGGAGCAGCAGGACUCGUCGCCGGUCGAGGCGGCCGCCAGUUUCGAGUCGGAGAGCGAGCUGAGUCUCUCCGACAGCGGCUCCCCCUGCGGCUCUCCCUCAGCCAGUCUCCAGCUGGACGCUCCACCGCCUCUGGUACCGUCACCCUACGGCGCGACGCCAGCGCCGCCCACCGGCGUGCGGCGGGUCAUCAGAAAGCUGUUUACCAACUCGCGCGAGAGGUGGCGCCAGCAGAACGUCAGUGGGGCGUUCGAGGAGCUGCGCCGCCUGGUGCCGGCCCACCCGCCCGACAAGAAGCUCUCCAAGAACGAGAUACUGCGCCUGUCGAUCCGCUACAUCCGACUGCUGACUUCGGUGCUGGAGUGGCAGGAGAGUCAGCUGGAGAACACGCCGCCGACAGCCCGGGUCAAACAGGAGGUCACCGAGACGGCCGGUUCGCCGCUCUGCCAGGACCCGCACCGCUCCGGCUGAGACCGGCUGAGACCCGCAGGGCGCAGCGGGCAGCCCGCACCGCUCCGGCUGAGCCCGGCUGAGACCCGCAGCCCGCACCGCUCCAACUGAGUUCGGCUGAGACCCGCACUGAGCCCAGCUGGGACCGGCUGAGACUUGCACUGCUCAGUGCUCCGGCUGAGUUCGG
Molecule: messenger RNA, 646 nt
Organism: Amphibalanus amphitrite
Lineage: Eukaryota; Metazoa; Arthropoda; Thecostraca; Balanomorpha; Balanidae
Product: T-cell acute lymphocytic leukemia protein 1-like
Exons: 1
Coding region: 1-480 (159 amino acids)
Biological process (GO): regulation of transcription by RNA polymerase II
Molecular function (GO): RNA polymerase II cis-regulatory region sequence-specific DNA binding; DNA-binding transcription factor activity, RNA polymerase II-specific; protein dimerization activity
Source: RefSeq, a predicted model, not a curated record